Clonostachys solani is the source of this 774-nucleotide messenger RNA. NCBI's taxonomy places the organism in Eukaryota, Fungi, Ascomycota, Sordariomycetes, Hypocreales, Bionectriaceae. The record is from the annotation of a GenBank genome assembly.
AUGAAUUCAGGCAUCCAAGAUGGGGAAGGAACACAUAUAUACGAAGUCCCUCCGGUCAAGCUUCCAGAUUUUCUCACCUUAGUGACUACGACUGAGCUACUGUUCAUUUUCUCGCUCUGCAUGGUGCGAUUCUGCAACCUUGCAUUUUUCUUCCGAUUGAGCAGAGACAAGUGGUUUGUCAGGGGUAUCUAUGCUGUCGGGUUCCUGGUGUUUGCGAUCACCCUAAUUGCGGUUGCCUUUGUCCUGUCCAAGUGCAAAGAUGUGAGAGAUCUGUGGAAUAUCGACAAUCCAAACAGAGACUGCAAGUCGUUCAAUGCGGAAUUUUCGGUCAUGAUCUUCCACGCCGGGAUGGGGAUCCUCAUUGACGCGAGCAUCUUGGCGCUGCCCAUCUGGAUCGUUUUCCGCAAGAUGAAAUUCUCGCCCAAGAUGGUCCGGGUUGUUCUUAUUUUUUGCGUUGGCGCUUUAUCUGUCAUUGCAGGGGCUCUGAGGCUCAUCUAUUCCGUCCUCAAUUUCGAUGCUGAUAUCACUUACAAUGUUGGUGUCGUAUCACUAUGGGGUGGUAUUGAGGGACAUCUCGGGCUCUGGACAGCAUGCUUCCCUACUCUACAACCCCUUUUCCGAUUGGCUGGCGGAACCCGAGCCUCAAAGGAAAGACACAAGAGCUAUGAGAAACCUCUCGUCAAUUCGUCACAGAGGGGGCUUUCUCGCGCAGACGCUUUGAAGAUGGUCGCCGCACAGCCUGAGGAGGCUCAGUUUGUGGAUAUGCCUUCCACA